Molecule: messenger RNA, 1656 nt
Organism: Cladophialophora yegresii CBS 114405
Lineage: Eukaryota; Fungi; Ascomycota; Eurotiomycetes; Chaetothyriales; Herpotrichiellaceae
Exons: 6
Coding region: 1-1656 (551 amino acids)
Biological process (GO): transmembrane transport
Molecular function (GO): transmembrane transporter activity
Source: RefSeq, a predicted model, not a curated record
AUGGGUCUCGGUGUCCAAGAAGACACCAAGCUGGACCACGUCCCAGGAACGGUCCUGCUGAACGACGAAGCUGCCCACUCCGAGGCUGUAACUGGCGGGCUCAAGCAUGGCAAGGGUCGCGAUGCGCACAUCCUGCUGUCUCCGCAACCCAGCGAGGAUCCCAAUGAUCCGCUCAACUGGUCGUUGUUCAAGAAAGAAGUCAUCAUCGCCAUUCUCUGCCUGGGCGCGAUGCUCAACGCUGGCACUAAUGGACCCCUCCUCAACGCCUCCUACUUCGAGAUGUCUCAGCAGAUAAACAAGCCUAUCAACACUGUGGUACUAGUUUCCGGCUACAACCUGCUCGCUGCGGGAUGUAUCGGGCCGUUCGUCGCUGCUUUCAGUCGGAAAUAUGGCAAAAGGCCAGUCUUCCUUGUCUCCACCCUCUUCGACAUCGUCGGCACAGCUAUCGGCGAGGCCAAGGUCGACUACAAGUAUCUCCUGGCGUCACGCAUCAUUCAAGGAUUUUCGACCUCGGCAUUCGAAUCCCUGAUUGUUGCAACGGUCGGCGAUAUUUAUUUUGUGCACCAGCGAGGUCCACGCAUCUCCUUCAUCAACUUCAUCCUCAACUCGGCAUCCAGCCUUUCGUCGGUCAUCUGCGGACAGGUAUUCCAGAAGCUAGGCUGGCUGUGGCUCUUCCACAUGUUCCAGAUCUUCCUAGUAGCACAGUUUGUCCUCAUGUUCCUAUUCUGCCCGGAGACCACGUACAUCCGCGAUACCCGCUACGACACGGAUCUUGUUGUGGACGAGAAGCUCGAGGAUUUAGCGGCGAUCGAGGCGAGCCACAAGGAGAUGGUCGGUGAGCCUGGCCAAGGUGAAAGAACCAAUAUACCCCAAAAGAAGACCUUCGUGCAGGAAUUGGCCGUCUUCACUGGAGUGUACUCGCCGGACAGCGUGGUCAAAUUCCUGAUCGGACCUUUCUUGACCCUGCUCAACCCGGCAGCCUGCUAUGCAGUCAUUGCUUCCGGUGUUCUCAACAGCUGGUAUGUCGGCUCGGCCAUCAUUUUGGCCGGCAUCUUCUCCGGCCCGCCCUGGAAUUUCAACGCCUCGCAGAUCGGCUACGUCGGCUUCGGACCUUUUAUCGGAGGGAUGAUCGGAUCUAUCAUCACUGGAUUCACGGCCGAUUGGGUCAUCAAGUACCUCACGCGACGGAACAAGGGUGUUUAUGAGCCCGAGUUCAGACUUGUGUGGAUGGCCCCCGCCUGCGUCACCUGUGCCUUCGGCAUGUUCUUCUUCGGAUACACGCUGGAGAAGGGAUCCCCCGCCGAGCUCUGCGCGUUCCUUCAAGGAGUCAUGAUGGUCGGUGUGUUGAUCGGGAUCUUCUCAACCCUUUCGUAUGGCCUCGACUCUUUCCGGAGUCAGAGCAACGAAAUCUUCAUCAUGAAUAUGCUUUUCAAGAACUUUAUGUUUUAUGGCCUCUCCAAUUUCGCCAACCCCUGGGUUGCAGAAAGCGGACCUGAGCAGAUCAUGUACGUCUUUGGUGGGACUUCGGUUUUCUUCUCCCUGCUCGGCAUCCCGGUGUACAUCUACGGCAAGCGCCUGCGAAGCUGGUGGGCAAGGCACGACCUGUUCAGGACCUUGAAGAUGGAGACCCACGGCCCUACGAGCGAGAUGGGUUGA